This is a messenger RNA of Fusarium falciforme, 1449 nucleotides long. Its product is annotated as Fungal specific transcription factor domain-containing protein. Gene Ontology annotation, cellular component: nucleus. NCBI's taxonomy places the organism in Eukaryota, Fungi, Ascomycota, Sordariomycetes, Hypocreales, Nectriaceae. Gene Ontology annotation, molecular function: transcription cis-regulatory region binding; DNA-binding transcription factor activity. The coding region runs from base 229 to 1449 and encodes 406 amino acids. Gene Ontology annotation, biological process: positive regulation of transcription by RNA polymerase II. The transcript has 2 exons. The record is from RefSeq and is a predicted model, not a curated record.
AUAGACCUCGAGUCUCCCCUUUCCUCCGCUUCACCAACCGUCACAAAACCACCAUCUAUCUCGAGUAGCAGUUCUGUAUCAUUUUCAUUAACCCAACCAUCCAAACGAGCGUGUCAGGGAGAUGAAUCACAUCCUCCCCUUGUCGCCUCGCUUGGCGGGACAUGGUCCACCCUCGACUCCGUGUCCCAAGGAGUCCUUCGCUUCUAUCUCGAGUACACCACCGACCGAAUGAUGUCGCAGAAGCCCGGUGCCAACAAUGUGUGGAAGAGCACUGUACUCCAGCUAGCAGAGUCGGAUAGGCUUGUCAUGAACGCGGUCCUCGCCGUGGGCAGUGUUCACUUGGCAGCUGGCGUGACGGACAAUCAGCUUCAAGGGAUCGAGCAGGCGAUGACCAAGUAUGUCCUCCGUUCGAUCACCGGCCUUCAGCUAGCCCUGCAACACUGGGGCGGUAACGGGUCGACGAUGAGUGAUGAUACUCUGCGCCUGAUGCUUGGGACAUGCCUGUUAGCCGAGCACGAGUGCCUCGGCGGAAACUUCGACGGAACCUUGCAGCUACACCUGCGAGCAAGCUACCCCGUCGCUCGCGUCCUCGAAUCCAAACACACAGACAGCCAAAUGGAACUCGUGGCUCACCUCCUCGAACACACAGCUCACUUCCAGUUUCUCUCCAGUCUGCGCUUCCCUCGACCGGGCGACCGGAGCGGCAACGACUCGAUCGAGCUGGUCAAGCUAAUCCACGAGGGCCGAUUCACGCUGCUCAAGAGUUACGAGACAUUUGGGGCGUAUUUCGGGUGCGCUGCCGAUCUCUACGAGAUGAUUCCCGCUCUCCACAAGUUCUAUUCGACGCGGGAACUAGAGAUUUCGACGGGGAGGGAUCUCGGGUGUGCGGCGGAGUUUACGAGGCUAUUGCGUCGCAUCUCGUCGUGGGAGCCGCUUCAGGAGCCGUGUGAGAUGCAUUAUAAGCAUACAGAGACAUGGUUCAACGCUCUAGGCGGUUUCCAGGGACCAGAGGAGAGAGCUGCGCGCGAGGAGGUCGAGACAGCUCGUAAUACGGACAUGUCACCUAUGGUUGCAUCAGCUUAUAUCAUACAAAACUCCCUCUUGCUGUUCCUCUACUCGGCAUACCUACGGCAUAAGGAGGAUCAUGACCGUCUCGUUGUGGCGACGCAGCCAAUCGUUGAGGAGUCGCUCGAUAUGAUCGAUCGGGUGGCAGGGACAACCUGGGAGAACACCACCUGGUGGCCGACGGUUAUUAUUGGGUCGUACACGCAGUCUCCAAAGCAGAGGCAGAGGCUUCUGGCGAACCUGGGAAAGUUUAGUCCCCCGAUGGGGAUUGUGUCCAGAGGGAUAGAGCUACUGAAGGGCAUUUGGGAUGCCCCUGAUGAUGUGUUUGGACUAGAUGGAAUAUCGAAGACUGUUGGAGAGAGCGAGGCAUAUUGCUUUGGUUAG